This is a messenger RNA of Miscanthus lutarioriparius, 1197 nucleotides long. NCBI's taxonomy places the organism in Eukaryota, Viridiplantae, Streptophyta, Magnoliopsida, Poales, Poaceae. The record is from the annotation of a GenBank genome assembly.
AUGGAGAGGAGCAGCUCCACCCCUUCCAGCAGAACUCCGGAGAGCUCGAGUCUGCCGCCGCGCAGCCCGCUCGGCGUCGACGAGGAGUACGACAGAGCCUUCAAGUCCAAGUCUUUUCUCGACCUGUGGUCGCACGCGCAUCGCCACCUCAUGCACACCUUCUCCUCCGCCUCCUUCAAGCUCUCAUCUUCGUCCAAGUCCGGCGGCGUCAAGGACGACAACGAGCCCGACGCGGCGUCGGCCGCCGCCGCCUUGGAGCAGUCGUGCUCGUACACCGUCCUCGACGACUUCGUGCUGGAGCCGAGCCCGGAGGUGCUCGGGCGGGAGCGGCGGCGGCGGAGGCGACGCGUCGAGAGGCUGCUGAUCGAGUACUUCGACGUGACGCAGGAGGCCUGCGAGGCGUGCUCCUCGCUCCUCGCCGCCAUCGGCGCGGCGCGGCGCCACCAGCUCACGCUCCGCCGCCUGCUCCACCGGCUGGAGGAGGACAACGACGGCGGCGGCAGCGACGACCCCGCCACCGCGAGGGACGCGGUCGCGGCGCACGUCCGCCUCGACAACCCGCUGUCGCCGGGCCGGCUCGCGGGAUUCCACGAGGUGCACGGGCGGUGCGGCCCGCUCGCGGCGCGCCUGGCGUCGGCGCAGAGCCGGCUGCGGCGCCUGGCCCGGGCGAUGCGCGUGGCGCGGGGCACGGCCGCGGCAGCGCUCGUGGCCGCGUGCGCGGCUGCCGUCGUGGCCGCGGUGGUGUUCGCCGCGCACGCCGUGGUGGGCGUCGGGGCCGUCUCCGCGGCCGUGGGCGCAGGCCCGGCCACCGCCGUGCGGUGGGCCGCCGAGCGGGUGAGUCCGCGGCAGUACGCGCUCGCGGGCGCCGCGGUGGACGCGGCGGCGCGCGGCGCCUACAUCGUGGGGCGGGACCUGGACACGGUGAGCCGCAUGGUGCGGCGCGCGCACGACGAGCUGGAGCACGGCCGCGACGUGGCGCGCAUCGCGGUGCGGGGCCGCGGCGAGCGACCGCUGAUGCAGGAGGUGGCGAGGGAGGAGGCGGAGUGCGAGGAGGACCUCAGGGCGCAGCUGCAGGAGCUGGAGGAGCACGUCUGCCUCUGCCUCAUCACCAUCAACCGGAGCAGGAGGAUGGUGGCGCACGAGAUGACGCAAGGCUUGCCGUCGCUGGAGGCGACGCCACUGCCGUCCCAAAACUAG